AUGAACCAGAGCGGCAUCAAGAAGAGCGAUGCCCUGAGUGAGAAGCUUGCAGGACUACCAGAUUCUCUAAGGGCCCUCAAGAUUUCCAUCCAAAAUGAAGCACUCCAACCGAAUGGUGAAUUAGCAAAAGGCGCGUCAUUCAAGGAUGACUUUGACGCGCUCUCUGGCCUGGUGGAGGAUAAUGAGGCGGCUUAUCUAAUGGUUCGACAGGAUAGUGGUUCAUUUGUAUUUGUCUCCUUUGUGCCGGAUACUGCCAAAGUGAGAGACAAGAUGCUGUACGCCAGCACGCGCAAUACGCUCAGUCGCGAAUUCGGGACCGACAAGAUUGCAUCAACCUAUUUCGCGACGACAAAGGCAGAAUUGACGUUUGCAGCAUUCAUCAAGCAGUCGGCAGAAGAGGAUAAGCCCUACACUGAAAAGGAGAAGGAGCUACAAGAUGUGAAGCAAGCAGAAGACCAGAUACACGCAACGGGUGCCAAGCAGCAGAUUGCUCCGACAGGUGCAGGACUCAGCUGCAACAUCUCUACAUCUGCACAAGAGGCGCUCAAUGUGCUGAAAACGACAUCCACAUCACGCGCUGUUGUGCUGCAAAUUGACCUGCAAACUGAAAGGCUCGAGCUAGCAGAACACAAGGAGAUUGACAUUGAUAAUUUGGCAUCUGUCUUGCCAAAGGAUGGCCCUGCCUAUCUCUUCUACAGCUACGUGCACGAGUAUGAAGGCAGCGGCAUCACUUCGCAAAUAUUUCUAUACCGAUGUCCCGACUCUGCCAAAGUCAAGGAACGUAUGAUUUAUUCCUCAAAUCGAAGCAGCGUGACACAAGCUGCGGAUUUCAAGCUUGAUGUCCGAUAUGAGGCUGAGGAGCUUGAUUUGGCUGAUCUCAAAGCACGUAUACAUCCGCCGAAGCAGACUGCGACAGCUGGCUUUGCACGGCCUCGAAGGCCAGGAAAGAAGUAG
This is a messenger RNA of Protomyces lactucae-debilis, 954 nucleotides long. RefSeq lists its product as uncharacterized. Bases 1 to 954 code for a protein of 317 amino acids. Gene Ontology annotation, cellular component: actin filament; cytoplasm. NCBI's taxonomy places the organism in Eukaryota, Fungi, Ascomycota, Taphrinomycetes, Taphrinales, Protomycetaceae. Gene Ontology annotation, molecular function: actin monomer binding; actin filament binding. The transcript has a single exon. Gene Ontology annotation, biological process: actin filament depolymerization; barbed-end actin filament capping. The record is from RefSeq and is a predicted model, not a curated record.